AAUCAAGAAGAAUAUUAAGAAAACACUCUCCAAAACCCUAUUCUCCCAAUCCUCUCAAUUCUCGAUCCCAACCCUCUAAAGGCUUUGGCAGAUUCUCUAUCUUUCUCUUCCCAAAUCCCUAAUUUUAUUCUUUAAUCCCUAAUUACCAAUCUCACAACUAGAUCUGAUAGAACCCUAAUACCAGGUUUCUAUCAUUUGGUAUCAGAGCCGGGUUCGAGAGCGAGUUGCUUACAACUCUCAACCAGGGACGACUUCUAUCGAGCAGAGCCAAAAUGAGUUCGCCAAAGUUCCGUGAUCCAGAGUUUAUUCGACUGUGGAAGUUGCUGCAACUGUCCUUUGACAAACUGGAAGAAGAGAUGCGCAGGUGGGCUGCGAACGAUGUCGUGGCUGCGUCGAAGCGAUGUGGAGAGGCGGCAAAGACAUUGCCACCAAUGAGGACGAGCUACGCAAAACAACUGCAGCAAAGUAUUGAUUAUUGGAGUACGGAAGCGAUGCGGCUCAGGAGGGCAAUAUGGUUAUUCUGCUAACAGCAUAAGCUGUUAGUAUAUACUAACACGGUCGGAUUUGAGGCCACGUAGGCGAGCCGCGAUCGGACAUUGGAGGGGGAGAAGAGCAGCUUGUGGCUCGGCUGAACCAAGCCUCUUCCUUUUUUUUAACAAUUCAAAAAAACCCAACAUUUUCAUUUAUGUUUAAUUUUCUUCUCUCUCCAUCAUUUCAUUUUCCUUUCUCUCCCACUCUCCAAAACUGUCGACUGCUCUCUUCUGUUCUUCUUCUUCUUCCUCUCUCUCUCUUCCAAAUAAUUCAAAUAACCUCUCGACAACGAUGGGUGUGAGAAACACGACGCCAGCGACAAGGGCUACGGGCAGGAAGAAGAUGGCGGUGCUUGGCAACGCCGGUAGCGGUGCUUGAAGAAAGACGAAUUCUGCCGAGCAAGAAGGAAGACAUCGACGCUAGUAGCGCGAGGAAGACGACUACACCAGCUGCGAAGAGAAGAAAGUUUUUGAGGUAAGCAUCUUCCUUUGUUGUAGGUGUUUUAGAUCUGAGUUUCAUUGUUAGGGAUUUGGGAUUCUUGUCAAGGGAUUUGAGAUUCGAUUUGGGGGAUCUUGGAUUCUUUUGAUUUGGGGGAUUUGGAUUUCUUUGGAUUUGGGGGAUCUAGGAUUUUUUGUGGCUGGAUUACAUAUAUUUGAUUUAGGGUUUCAUAGAUUCGACUGGAUCUGAGUUUUUUUUUUUUGCUUCGUUUUUUGGAUCCGAGAUUCAUUUUUAGGGAUCUGGGCUUCUUGUCGAGGGAUUUGAGAUUCGAUUUGGGGGAUCUGAGAUUCUUUUGAUUUGGGGGAUUUGGAUUUCUUUCGAUUUGGGGGAUCUGGGAUUUUCUGUGGCUGGAUUACAUAUAUUUGAUUUAGGGUUUCAUAGAUUCGACUGGAUCUGAGUUUUUUUUUUAUUUUGCUUCGUUUUUUGUAUAUAAGAUUCAUUGUUAGGGAUCUGGGAUUCUUGUCGGGGGAUUUGAGAUUCGAUUUGGGGGAUCUGGGAUUCUUUUGAUUUGGGGGAUUUGGAUUUCUUUCGAUUUGGGGGAUCUGGGAUUUUGUGUGGCUGGAUUACAUAUAUUUGAUUUAGGGUUUCAUAGAUUCGACUGGAUCUGAGUUUUUCUUUUUGCUUCGUUUUUUGGAUCUGAGAUUCAUUGUUAGGGAUCUGGGAUUCUUGUCGGGGGAUUUGAGAUUCGAUUUGGGGGAUCUGGGGUUCUUUUGAUUUGGGGGAUUUGGAUUUCUUUCGAUUUGGGGGAUCUGGGAUUUUCUGUGGUUGGAUUACAUCUAUUUGAUUUAGGGUUUCAUAGAUUCGACUGGAUCUGAGUUUUUUUUUUUUUUGCUUCGUUUUAUGGAUCUGAGAUUCAUUGUUAGUUUGUUAGGGAUCUGGGAUUCUUGUCGGGGGAUUUGAGAUUCGAUUUGGGGGAUCUGGGAUUCUUUUGAUUUGGGGGAUUUGGAUUUCUUUUGGUUUAGGGGAUCUGAGAUUUUUUUGUGGCUGGGAUUUCUUUCUAUUUGGAUUUCUUUUGAUUUGGGGGAUUCGCUUUUUGAUGAUGAUAUUGUUUGUGGUUUCUGGAUUUUGCUCGUUAAUUUGAUAUUUUUUUUACCUGGAAAAUUGUAUAGCUGGCAUGGGAUACCAUUUAGUUUAAUGUGGAUAUUGUAUGGUGGUUGAUUGUCAGGAUAUUGGUUAUGUGAUGCAUAGAUAUUUGUAUGCUAGGUCUGGAUAUUUUUAUGCCCUGUAUGGAUAUUAGUUCAAUGAUAUUAGCUAUUUUCAGGAAUUGUCCAAGAUGACAAAAUCCAAAAGGUGUUCGAUGCCAGCUCCUCCAAGAGAAGGGGAGGCGGAGACACAUCACUGGCUCAAUCCAGACGCAUCAUGUUGGGAAAACAAAGAUUUUGACAACCUUGACCUAAAUCAGGUACAUAGAUGUUGUCUUUGCUUCUUAAGUGACAUGGUUGCAUAUAGUAAACUAAAUAUUUUACA
Molecule: messenger RNA, 2496 nt
Organism: Linum trigynum
Lineage: Eukaryota; Viridiplantae; Streptophyta; Magnoliopsida; Malpighiales; Linaceae
Source: the annotation of a GenBank genome assembly